GCAUUGCAUUUGACUCAAAACAUGGGUAUCUAUUCUUGGCAGAAAGUACAGAACGUUUCUUAUGGUUAUGGAACAUGACUGCAAAUAAACAUCAUAUUUUUUCAGUUUCACUUCAGUCAAUAGCACAUGAUCUAACGCUUGACAUGGCUAAAGAGAAGAUUUAUUGGCGAGUUUCAAACGGAAAUAUUUCUUCUUGUGAUUACUACUCCAAUAAUGUAACUGAUUUUGGAACUUCAAGAGGUCCCAUGGCAUUAUUUGGGGAUUUCAUUUAUAUCAUGACUAGUGUUGGACGAAGUGCCGUUAGUGUCCAUAACACAACAGAUCAACAUACGAGACGUAAAUAUAUUCUUCCUGUAAACGAAGCUUAUCUUGAUUUGGCUGUAGCAAUACACAGUAUCACUCUUGACUCAAACGCGACAAGCACUUUUCACUUUCCUUUGUGUGGACCCAACACAUACUAUCGUAAAAUUAAUGGAACAUUGAACUGCACGUGUAUGGAAGGAUACUCAGGGGAAUGUAACUCGUGCAAAGCAAGCUGUCCUUCUGAUUGGUUGCAUAUAGGAUCAUCUUGUUAUUUCUUCAGUGCAAAAGUAGCAACAUGGAAUAAAGCAAGAAAACUUUGUCAACAGAAGGGAGGAGAUCUUGCUCUUCCAAAGAAUAAUGCUGAGAAUAAUGCCAUUUCAAGAAUCAUCUUGAGAAAAGGCAGGGAAGGUCAUUUUAUUGGUUUGUAUCGCAAUAAAAGCGACAAUCAGUUCUACACAGUUCAAAAUGUCAAGCCCAGUUUCACAUUAUUCCAUCUGGGAGAACCUAAUAAUUCUGGUGGUGUAGAGGACUGUGUUGUAAUUUAUGACACGUGGAAUGACGUUGAUUGUGAGCGUCCCUUUAACUUCAUCUGUCAACGUGAGAGACGUAAUUUAAACUAUAUGGGCGAAUGUCAGUCUUCUCCUUGUGGCAAAGAUAACUUAUGCAUAAAUUACCCAGGCUCCUACGAAUGCCUAUGCUCCGUUGGUUACAAUCUUGACAAAUCCAAAAAGAAAUGUAUCGAUGCCAACGAAUGUCAGUCUUCUCCUUGUGGCAAAGAUCAUUCAUGCAUAAAUAUCCCAGGCUCCUACGAAUGUCGAUGCUCCACUGGAUACAAACUUGACAAAUCCAAAAAGAAAUGUAUCGAUAUCAACAAUUGCGAGUCUUCGCCUUGUCGCCCCUUCUGCUCUUGCUGUAAUACUCCAGGCUCAUACAUUUGCUAUUUGGGUGAUUGUCGGGGUAUUAACGUUGGUGAUGUGUGGCGAUAUUGUUACCAUUAGUGAUGUUGCCAAAAAAUAUAAAAAGGUUAUACAAAGGGUAUGACGAAAGAUCCUAGUGAUGGGGAAUCAUGUUAAAGAAAUACACUAAAAACUUAAUUCUAAUCGAAGAUGCUUUUUGUAGAAUGUGUCGUGGAAAAUUUAAAAGCUUAUGUAGAAAAUGCUGUGUGUUUGACAUUUUUAUCCUUUGUUGAAAUGUAUCUGUAAUACAAAACUACGUGUAACAAGUUGUAAUCAACCAUAUCAUAUAAAGUAAAUGAACAUAUUAUCAUAAUGUAUAAAAAAAGUAAAAUGAUGAAGUUUUAUUGCUGAUAAGAAUAAAAUAUUAUUGACAAAUCAAAUGAUUUACUGAAUUACAUUAUCUUUGAUAAUUUACAAA
Xenia sp. Carnegie-2017 is the source of this 1677-nucleotide messenger RNA. Its product is annotated as P-selectin-like. NCBI's taxonomy places the organism in Eukaryota, Metazoa, Cnidaria, Anthozoa, Malacalcyonacea, Xeniidae. The coding region runs from base 75 to 1301 and encodes 408 amino acids. The transcript has 9 exons. Gene Ontology annotation, molecular function: calcium ion binding. The record is from RefSeq and is a predicted model, not a curated record.